Molecule: messenger RNA, 3085 nt
Organism: Populus trichocarpa (black cottonwood)
Lineage: Eukaryota; Viridiplantae; Streptophyta; Magnoliopsida; Malpighiales; Salicaceae
Product: BEL1-like homeodomain protein 1
Exons: 8
Coding region: 715-2754 (679 amino acids)
Biological process (GO): regulation of transcription by RNA polymerase II
Molecular function (GO): RNA polymerase II cis-regulatory region sequence-specific DNA binding; DNA-binding transcription factor activity, RNA polymerase II-specific
Source: RefSeq, a predicted model, not a curated record
CCUUUGAUGAAAUCUCAAUUAUUAUUGUUUUCUUUUCUUUCUUUUUAUAUAUAACACACUUACUACAUGCGUAUAGAUCCCCUCUCUCUCUCACACACAUGCUCGAACACUAAAAAAGAAAGGAAAAAAAAAAAGGGUUCUUUGUGGCUCAUCAAAGUUUGCCUGAGGCAUCGAAUGAUUUGAAAAGGAAAGGUCAAAUCACAGAAGCUCCCUGGUUUUGAUCUAUUCGCAGCAGGUACCUCACUCAAAAGCCAUAAAAGAGAGAGAGAGAGAGGGAGGGAGGGAGAAGGUGUCCAUAGAAGUAUACUAUAAGAUAUGGUCCUCAUCAAAGUGCAGAACUGAUAGAUAACAACCUCUCAUGAUAUAUACUACACACUCCCACUACCAAUCAAGAAAAACAUGCUACUAGCGCAUGAAUUAACUAGUCAAAGGGGAAGUUGCAGAGAUUUGAGUCUGACAGAGGUCUUUCCUCUUAAGUAGUGAAGAGACUGUUCAAUCCAUAGAUAGAUCAUACAAGAGACAGAUGAUCAUGAAGCACGUGCACACUCAGAUUUCCAUUACAACAGGCUUCGAGUAACAAGAGGUCAUCACUACACUUUCUGUGAAACUCCCAUAUAUUUGAUAAACACUUGGUCUUUGAUGGGCUGAUCAGAAAUUCCACUCUCAUAAAGAAGAUACAAAGACUGCACAUAGUUUUUCGAGAAAACCAAUCCGAUGGCGACAUACUUUCAUGGGAAUCCUGAUUUCCAAGCAGCUGCAGCAUCAGCAGAAGGUCUCCAAACUCUUGUUCUUAUGAACCCUACUUAUGUCCAAUAUUCCAACACCCCUCCACCACCACCUUCCAACAACUUUGUAUUCCUCAACGCCGCUGCUUCUGCUGCUGCUUCCAACAGCCUCUCUCCUCAACCCCACCUCUCGGGCCACGCGCCACCCAACACCCAACAAUUCGUUGGCAUCCCUUUGGACCCUAACUCCCAUGACGCUUCCACUUUGCAUGGACUUAUUCCGCGUAUCCAUUACAAUCUUUACAAUCCAAUUGACCCUCCACCGACCGCGCGUGAUACACCACGCGCUCAGCAAGGUCUGUCUUUGAGCCUCUCCUCACAAAAGCAAGGCUGUUUUGGAUCGCAGGCUCAAACUGUAUCUGGUGAAGAUAUAAGGGUGUCCGGUGGGUCGGUGUCAUCAGGCUCGGGUGUGACAAAUGGGGUUCUGGGUAUGCAAGGGGUGUUGCUGAGCUCAAAGUACUUGAAGGCUGCUCAAGAGCUACUUGAUGAGGUUGUUAGCGUGAAUAAUAAUGAUAUUAAGAGUGAAUUGUCAAAGAGGAGUAAUGGGAUUGGUAGUAACACUAGUAACAAAGUGGUUGGAGAAUCAUUAGCCGGAGAAGGGUCUGGUGGAGGAGAAGUAAGUGGGAAGCGUGGACCGGAGCUUUCCACUGCCGAGAGGCAGGAAAUUCAGAUGAAGAAGGCUAAACUUAUCAGCAUGCUUGAUGAGGUGGAGCAAAGGUACAGGCAGUAUCAUCACCAGAUGCAGAUUGUGAUUUCCUCGUUUGAGCAAGCAGCAGGAAUUGGUUCUGCUAAGACAUAUACAGCCCUUGCGCUGAAAACAAUCUCCAAGCAGUUUAGGUGCUUGAAGGAUGCAAUAACAGGUCAAAUUAAAGCUGCAAACAAAAGCUUAGGUGAAGAGGAUUGCUUGGGAGGAAAGAUUGAAGGUUCAAGGCUCAAAUUUGUCGAUCAUCACCUUAGGCAACAGCGUGCACUUCAGCAGUUGGGAAUGAUCCAGCACAAUGCUUGGAGACCACAGAGAGGAUUGCCUGAAAGAUCAGUUUCACUUCUCCGUGCUUGGCUCUUCGAACACUUUCUCCACCCCUAUCCCAAGGAUUCAGACAAGCACAUGCUCGCAAAACAAACAGGACUCACGAGGAGCCAGGUGUCUAAUUGGUUCAUAAACGCUCGAGUUCGACUUUGGAAGCCGAUGGUAGAAGAAAUGUACACGGAGGAAAUUAAGGAACAAGAACAGGAUGGAUCAGAGGACAAAACAAGCAAGAGUGAUCACAAUGAAGAUUCUGCUUCUCGGUCAGUUCUUCAAGAGAAAGGUUCGGCGAGCGAAAAUCAAACUAGAAAUUUCAAGUCCUUGGACAAUUCACCAGAUGCUCCUUCUGAGAUCUCAAUGCCGACAGCUUCAACAUCUCCUGUUGGAGGAAAUGUCCGAAACCAGUCUGGGUUUUCCUUUAUAGGAUCAUCAGAAUUAGAAGGGAUCACACAAAGGAGCCCGAAGAAACGAAGAAGCAAUGAUUUCAUACAGUCCUCAACUAGUGUGCCAUCCAUAAACAUGGACAUCAAGCCUGGUGAGGCAAAUGAUGAGCAGGUUUCUGUAAAAUUCGGCAGUGAGAGGCAGAGUAGGGAUGGCUACUCAUUCAUGGGAGGUCAAACCAACUUCAUUGGAGGUUUUGGGCAAUACCCAAUUGGUGAAAUUGGGAGGUUUGAUGGCGAGCAGUUUACACCAAGGUUUUCUGGCAAUGGUGUUUCUCUCUCUCUCGGGUUACCACAUUGUGAAAACCUCUCCUUAUCAGGCACUCACCAAACUUUUCUUCCUAACCAAAACAUUCAACUGGGAAGAAGAGUAGAAAUUGGUGAGCCAAAUGAGUUUGGAGCCAUAAACACAUCCACGCCUCACUCUUCAACUGCAUACGAGAGCAUCGACAUUCAGAACCGAAAGAGGUUUUUAGCACAACUGUUGCCAGACUUUGUGGCCUGAUAUAUUAGGAAAAAGAGGUGGAGGCUUCAGGAUCUCUUUUCACUAUUUGUUGCUGUUCCAUCUAUAACUAGGGAACAAUGAAAAUGCAUGGUAGUGUAAAGAAAGAAGAAAACUCACUUUAGUAUAGGUCUACACUUUGAGUUCUUAGACAGCUUAGGAUUUAAGAUUAUAUAGUUGAGAUUGUAUAUUAUUUUUGUAAGUUUUGAAUAUGGAUGAUAGAUGGCUUGGUGUCAUAAGAGUUAGCUAUUGGGGUAUACCAAUAUAGUAUAUUGAUUGUGAGCAAUCCUGAUGUCACUAUGUAUUUCAUCAAAUAAAGACAAGUAUGUAUGAA